AUGGACCUGAUAACAUUGAUGAUGUCUUCUUGCCUCGUCGAAGACCCAGCGACAAGAAGACACCAACCGCGCAAUUACGUGGAAACGUUAGAAGCCAAGGUUGCAUUUCUUGAGGACCUGUUACGAAAAGCACGCCAGGAAAACACUACUCCGCCAGUUGCAGCUUCGAGAACAGAGGAUACACCAAGUGGCUCUUCACCCGAGGUAUCUGAGACGAAAGACGACGAUGACGACGACGACGCUAGCGCAUUGUCGAGCAAAGUCGCCCUCCUGGGUAUGACAGCUGAUGGAGAAGAACGGCACUAUUUGGGUCCGUCAUCUAUCUUCUCCUUCUCACAUGUGAUACACGCUUCCCUUCGUCAACCUUUCCCGGGAAACCAUUUGGAGUCUUUGAAUGACUAUCAAGAUGAUACAGCAGCAGCACCAUCUCCGUGUUUUCUACCUGACUAUGAGCUAGGUAUCUCUCUGAGCAACGCUUACUUUGAGAAUAUCCAUCCUCAUUAUCCUUUUCUACAUGAGCCCACGUUUAGGCGCUGGGAAGACACGCUUGUCAGGCCAUCCAACACCAUCGGAGAGCUGGAUUUUGAUCCCGCCCCCUUGUUCUUUGUCAACAUGCAAUUACCGCUGAUACUUCUUCAGCAACUUUACGCAUCAGCACAGUUUUAUAUCGGCGAUAUCUUAUCACGCAACAACCUAGAAGCCAUACAAGCCAUCCUUUGCUACAGCAUGUAUUCUCUUAGAAGCUCUCGAGGUCCAUCUAUCUGGAAACUGUCUGGCAUAGCCCUUCGUCAAUGUAUUGAACUUGGAUAUCACCGCAGCGUCAAUCCCUUCGGGUCUAAGACAGGCACCCUGCGAUUUGAAAUGCGAAAGAGAGCCUUUUGGUGUACUUUUGGAAUUGACUGCUAUGCAGCAACGAUCCUAGGGCGCCCUCUAGGCAUUCCUCUACAAGAGGUCGAUGCCGAGUUCCCAUUGGACAUCGAUGACUCCAACAUAACCGAGACCGAUAUCCUAGUAGAACCGCGGAGCCCCAACAGUGCUUUUUCUACAACCAUGUCGACUGCACUUCAUGUCUUCCGACUUCGCAAAAUCUGGGCACGUCUCCACGCGUCUUUGUAUUCGGACAAGUACAACAUGGACAAUACAACCCAUGACGAUCGAAUUCCUCUAUUUCGGGCAGAGAUUGACGCUUGGCUUGCCUCCACUCCUCCCUUACCGCCACGGACUGGAGCUGCCUUAUCAAUCCUCGCAACCCAAGAUUGGUAUGAUCUCAGUCAUAGCGAGACUAUUAUCAUGCUCUACCGAGGUCGCUUGAUUGAUCAUCUAGGGGGUGCCAGUGAUGACUUAUUCCUGCAAUGUGCUCGUGCCGCCGAGAGCAUCUGCUUGAAGAAUAGGCGGUUAUACGUUGCGAAGCCAGUAAAUUGCACCUGGGGUACUCUUCACGUCAUCUUCUCCGCUGGACUAACAUACCUUCAUUGUCUAUGGACAUCGGCUGCCGUUCGUCACCGAACCUCACUCAACGAGAUGAGCAGCACCCUCACAAGUUGCACGAUGGUUUUAGCAGUGAUAGCUGAACGGUUCAAGGGCGCCGCUCCCUACAGAGACAUCUUUGAGGCCCUUUGUACCCGUACUAAGGAGAUGAUGGUAGACGGUGGUGGUGAGCAGUUAGGUGUGCAGAUAUCAACAAUGGAUCCAUGCUAUGUAAUGCCGGGCAGGUUCACUCAGUGGAUGGCUGAAAUCUCAGAUGUAGGGAUACCAGAUACAGUUGAUAGUCUCCUAGCUGGUCUAGUGUCAGAUUGUGUGACUUAUGAAGGGAUUGGGGAACUGAUAUAA
Molecule: messenger RNA, 1830 nt
Organism: Fusarium oxysporum Fo47
Lineage: Eukaryota; Fungi; Ascomycota; Sordariomycetes; Hypocreales; Nectriaceae
Product: transcription factor domain-containing protein
Exons: 5
Coding region: 1-1830 (609 amino acids)
Biological process (GO): positive regulation of transcription by RNA polymerase II; DNA-templated transcription
Molecular function (GO): zinc ion binding; DNA-binding transcription factor activity, RNA polymerase II-specific; sequence-specific DNA binding
Source: RefSeq, a predicted model, not a curated record